GCUCGCUCGCUCGCUCGCGCCGCGGCGGCAGCAGAGGUCGCGCACAGAUGCGGGUUAGCCAGGCGGGGGGAGGAGGCGGAGGAGGGAAGGGAGCUGCAUGCAUGAGACCCACAGCGCAUAGAAAGCUCAUUGGGGACCGGGGCAGUAGGACCCAUCCGGAUGCCAGCGAAAACCAGAGAAGUAGCGCGGGGGAGCCGCUGCCACAUGUACUCUGGCGAGCUGGAUGCCCUCUGUGGAUGAAAGAUGUAUCAUGGAAUGAACCCGAGCAAUGGAGAUGGAUUUCUAGAGCAGCCGCCGCCGCCGCAGCAGCCUCAAUCCCCCCAGAGACUCCUGGCCGUGAUCCUGUGGUUUCAGCUGGCGCUGUGCUUCGGCCCCGCGCAGCUCACGGGCGGGUUCGAUGACCUCCACGUGUGUGCUGACCCGGGCGUCCCCGAGAAUGGCUUCCGGACCCCCAGUGGAGGGAUUUUCUUUGAAAGCUCUGUAACCCGGUUUCACUGCCAGGACGGCUUCAAGCUGAAGGGCUCCACAAAGAGACUGUGCAUGAAGCAUCUGAAUGGAACCCUAGGCUGGAUCCCAAGUGAUAAACCCGUCUGUGUGCAAGAAGAUUGCCGUAUCCCUCAAAUCGAAGAUGCCGAGAUUCAUAACAAAACAUACCGCCACGGAGAUAAGUUAAUCAUCACUUGUCACGAAGGAUUCAAGAUCCGCUACCCCGACCUGUACAACAUGGUUUCAUUAUGUCGCGAUGACGGCACCUGGGAUAACCUCCCCAUCUGUCAAGGCUGCCUGAGACCUCUGGCCUCUCCUAAUGGCUACGUGAACAUCUCCGAGUUCCAGACUUCCUUCCCAGUGGGGACUGUGAUCGCCUAUCGCUGCUUCCCCGGAUUUAAGCUCGAGGGGUCCGAGUAUCUCGAGUGCUCCCACAACCUCAUCUGGUCGUCCAGCCCCCCCCAGUGCCUUGCUCUGGAAGUUUGUCCGCUACCUCCCAUGGUGAGUCACGGAGAUUUCAUCUGCCACCCGCGGCCUUGCGAGCGCUACAACCACGGCACGGUGGUGGAGUUCUACUGCGACCCCGGCUACAGCCUCACCAGUGACUACAAGUACAUCACCUGCCAGUACGGAGAGUGGUUCCCCUCCUACCAGGUCUACUGCAUCAAAUCCGAGCAAACGUGGCCCAGCACGCAUGAGACCCUCCUGACCACGUGGAAGAUCGUGGCGUUCACAGCGACCAGUGUGCUGCUGGUGUUGCUGCUCGUCAUCCUGGCCAGGAUGUUCCAGACCAAGUUCAAGGCCCACUUCCCCCCCAGGGGGCCUCCCAGGAGUUCCAGCAGCGACCCAGACUUUGUAGUGGUAGACGGUGUGCCUGUCAUGCUCCCGUCUUACGACGAGGCUGUGAGUGGCGGCUUGAGUGCCUUAGGCCCCGGGUACCUGGCUCCCGUGGGCCAGGGCUGCCCCUUGCCCGUGGAUGACCAGAGCCCCCCAGCAUACCCCGGCUCAGGGGACACGGACACAGGCCCGGGAGAGUCUGAAACCUGUGACAGCACCUCGGGUUCUUCUGAGCUGCUCCACAGCCUGUAUUCAUCUCCCGGGUGCCAAGGGGGCGCCCGCCCCAUGCCCGACAACCCUGACACAAUCGCUGCCGCGGCGGGGGAGGCGGCAUCCACCAGCCCGGGCAUCGACAUCGCAGACGAGAUCCCGCUAAUGGAAGAAGAUCCCUGACUGGGAAGAAAUCCCAGUGGUCCAGCUGCCCCUUUGGGGGAAGGAACUUUGUACCUUGGGGAGAGGCCACGGAAAGGCAGAGCUUGGGGCCACGGGCGCGGCUCCUAACGCACCACGUGGGGACGGCGAUGCACACGGCACGGCUCAGACCCCGGGAGGCUGACAGCGCAGUGGCCAUGCUCCUCGGUGAGGCUGGAGGAUCAGCCCAGACCGCCGGGGAGCGCUGCGUGGGCCUGGAGGAAGGUUGCGGCGCGCCCGGUGCUGCGGAGCAGGGCCAGUGGAUGCACAUCCCGCGCCUCACGCGCCCCGCGGCUCGCUUCCAUCUGCUCCCCGCCCCUCUGAAAGCAUGUCGCCUUAUGUAAAUUUGCUUCUCCAGUCUGCUUCAAACCGUCCCUGGACUCCCAGUGCGGAGGGGCCGGCCUCUGUGGGGCGUCUGUGGGGCCUGCAGAGCCCUGUGCGCCCUCAGCGAGGGGCGGGCCUCCCAGGGAGAAGGCUUCCUCUCUCAAAGCCAGGCUAAAGCAGGAUGUAGCAGCUCCGAGGAGCAAAGGAAGCAUAGACCAGCAGACCCUGCUUUCUGGAAAUUUCUGCACGAAGCAGAGCGCGUGUCCCCUGCGUGGUCAGCAUUUGUGUUCAUGGUGUGGCACAUGGAUCUGUGGCGUGGGACCCGUCUUGUGACUUGACACGUGGUCGGGACGUGCUCAGAUAUGCCCCGUGGUGAGGCCGUAGCCCUCGUCAUGUUACGCUUCGGCAUUUUAAGGUCUCCACUCGGCAGUUUGUGUCCGAGGCAGGAGCCCUGGCCCGGCUGGCUGUCGUUCCCACUCUGAAACCAUAACCAUACUUUUAUUUGCCAAAACAGAAAUUGCUUCUGUAAACGUGUUCUGCCUUCAAAGAAUGUGUGAGCCUGCAGUCUUUGCCUCCCUUCUUCUGCCCUGCACAGCCCUCCUGUCUUGCCGUUGGGGCUGUGGGCCGCUCACCUGCCUCCCAUUCUUUCGAGGGUCUCGUGGUCCCCACUGGGUGAUGUAGGAUGGCUUUAAAAAUGUCCCGAGUCCUGGAGUCUCUUCAAAUCCGUGUUGCUCCUUUCCUCCUCUGGGUUUUAGACAAACAUCAACAAAACUCUGACCCGUAAAGUCGCCGCGCGCUCAGAGCAGUGAGGGCUGGGAGCUUGAUCGAGUCCUGCUUUUUCUCGGCGCAGACUGAUUAAAAAUUAAAAA
Lepus europaeus (European hare) is the source of this 2927-nucleotide messenger RNA. It is a transcript of the gene SUSD4, whose product is annotated as sushi domain containing 4. The coding region runs from base 244 to 1716 and encodes 490 amino acids. Gene Ontology annotation, biological process: negative regulation of complement activation, alternative pathway; negative regulation of complement activation, classical pathway. The transcript has 10 exons. The record is from RefSeq and is a predicted model, not a curated record. Lineage: Eukaryota; Metazoa; Chordata; Mammalia; Lagomorpha; Leporidae.